Molecule: messenger RNA, 1011 nt
Organism: Clonostachys rhizophaga
Lineage: Eukaryota; Fungi; Ascomycota; Sordariomycetes; Hypocreales; Bionectriaceae
Source: the annotation of a GenBank genome assembly
AUGGCGGCCUCAGGAAGGGGAGCACGGGUCUUCAAAGGCUCAUUAAUCUCAAACCCCAGCAGCAUCUGCUCAAGAUGCGCAACCACCUACACAAGAACCCCCGGCCGGUUAUACUCCUCGACGGCGAGCACCACGACCACCGGUGCAGCCUCUGAACAGCCGCCGACGCCCUCGCCGGGCGCCUACGACAUCCGCUCCGGCCUCAUCCUCACCCGUCCCCCCCUCCUCACCCGGACGCUGCACCCGUUCGAGAACGCCUUCUUCUUCUACCAGAAGCGCCUCGAGGAGCGCCUCAACACCCCCUUCGUCACAAACGUCUACUUCAAGCCCGACACCGCCCGCCGCAUAGACUGGGACCUGAAAGUCAAGGAGCGCCAGGGCACCGUCGCCAAGGAGCUGGGAGUGUACCACGGCAAGAGCGCCGCGGCCUGGGACGACGAGCUGAAGGUGGGCGACGGGCUGAGCUCCCAGGAGAGCAUCGUCGGUGCCAUCCUCAAGGACGCCGAGGCGCGCGUGUCGGACGACGCCGAGAUCAUCCCCGCGGCCGACGUCCAGCCCGUCGAGCCGCCGAAUGAGCGGCUAUCCGAGGCGGACAAGAAGGCCGAUGUCAAGAGGCUGGACCGCGCGAUGGACAGGACCCUCUAUCUGGUCGUCAAGGGCAAGGACGGCUGGUCCUUCCCGGCCGAUGUCAUCCCCGAUGGCGAGAAUCUGCACCAGUGCGCCCAAAGAGUCCUCGACCAAGCUGCCGGGGUCAACAUGAACACCUGGAUUGUUGGCCGUGUCCCUGUUGCCCACACGGUCAAGGAGCCCGUCCGUGACGCAAGCGGUGGUGUCAAGAGCAAAGGAGAGAAGACAUUCUUCCUCAAGGGACGCAUCAUGGCUGGCCAGGCGGAUCUCAAGGACAACCCAUUCGGCUACACCGACUUCAAAUGGCUAACGAGGGAAGAGCUGGAGAAGGAGUUAUCGCCCCAAGUCUUCAAGGGUGUACGCAACAUGAUGUCGGAUAGGUAG